Messenger RNA from Effrenium voratum, 1854 nucleotides. The record is from the annotation of a GenBank genome assembly. NCBI's taxonomy places the organism in Eukaryota, Dinophyceae, Suessiales, Symbiodiniaceae.
AUGAAAGUAAAAUCCAGAUUUCCGAUCACAAUCAGCCUGUUCACCGUGACGUUGAGCGUGGCCCUGGCCCUUGCUGCGACAAUCAUAUCCUAUACCCAUUUUGCCAACCGGACCGCAGCCCUGACGGCUGGGCGCGAGCUCAUGGAACGGUCCGCCGAGGUCGUCCGCCUGCGUACCGGGUCGCUGAUCGCACCGAUCGACGCCAUCGCACAAUACUCCGGAGACUGGCUGGACGUGACAGCCGUUCCAAAAGCCAGCGGCCACCCCGCCCGCAAGCGUCUGAUCUCGUUCCUGUCCGCCAUGCCGCAGAUUGCGAAUAUCUAUAUCGGCUACGAUGACGGCAGCAACUACCUGAUCGGCGCGGCCCGCACGCGGUCCAAAGACCAGCUGAAAGAAAAAGGCGCACCGCAGGAAACGUCCGUUCUUGAACAGAUAAUCCUGCGCGGUGACAGAAAGAGACCCAUCCGCAUCGAGCGAUUUCUGGACGAAUACGGCGACACGCUGUCGUCAAAUUCCAGUCACGAAAUUUCAUAUGAUCCAAGGGAACGGCCCUGGUACCAACUGGCGCUCGAAAGCCCGCACGUGGCGCGCACCGACGUUUAUAUUUUCGCAGGCUCCAAGGAGCCCGGUUUCACGGUGAGCAAGCGGCACGCAAAUGGUGUCGUGGGUGUCGACAUCACGCUUGCCGACAUCGACCUGUUUCUCGAUUCCGAACCCCAGGCGGAGGCAGGAGUGCUUGCGAUCAUCAACGAGGACGGCACACUUCUGGCAAACUCGUCAAUCGGCGACGGCAGCAUGUCGGGAGAUGACCGAAAGGCGGCCCUGUCAGCGCUUCGCAAGCAGGCUCUCAACCCCGACCACGACAAGGUCAGGACGAUCGAUGUGAACGGUCAUCCCUGGAUCACACACCUGUCUGCCAUCGAACUCGGUGCCGGUACGCAGGAAAAUCUGGCGAUCGCCCUUCCCCUCCGGGAGGUUGUCGGCGACAUCACCCGCGCGUCUCAGCGUACAAUCGCAGUGUCCGUCUUCAUUGCGCUUUGCAGCAUCCCGCUGGUCUGGCUCGUCUCCCGGUCGCUGUCACGUCCGCUCAAGGUUCUUGCAGCGGGCACGCAGCGGAUCCGGAACUUCGAUCUCGAUCAGCCUUUUCCGCGAUCCUCGAUCAUUGACGAAAUCUUCAAGCUGGAAACCGCGCUGGAUCAGAUGCGCACGUCGCUUCAGACUUUCGGCAGAUAUGUGCCGAACGCCCUGGUCCAUCAGAUGAUCGAGCGCCAGGAAACGCCGGAGCCAGGAGGCGAAAGGCGUGACAUCACGGUUCUGUUCAUGGAUCUGGAGAACUUCACCGCCAUGUCUUCCCGGCUUCAGCCAGAGGAAGUCAUGAACCGCAUGUCCCGAUACUUUGAAAUUGUCACGCAGACCCUCCUGGCGCAUGACGCAACCAUCGACAAGUAUAUAGGCGAUGCCGUCAUGGCGUUCUGGAACGCGCCGAACAGCGUCGAAGACCACCCGGCAAAGGCGUGCCGGGCGGCGCUUGCCGUUAUCGAGGCCUGCAAGGCCGAAACAGACUCAUGGUCCGGCGAAGGACUGCCGCAGGUGCGAACCCGAAUUGGUUUGCACACAGGAGAUGCCAUUGUUGGCAAUGUCGGCAGCUCGGACCGAUUGAACUACACAGCGCUUGGCGACACGGUCAACCUUGCUUCCAGGCUUGAGGCACACAACCGGCAAACCAAAACCAGCAUCCUGAUCAGCCCGGAUCUCGCCAGACGCGUUGAAGGAGCCUUUUCCAUCAGGUCGGUCGGUGAAGCGAAGAUCAAGGGUUACGACAAAGCUGUGAGCGUCUUCGAACUCAGGUCAUGA